GUAACAAGCAGCAACAGAGUGAGAAAUCGCGGAGCUGGAAGGAGGACCGAUCCUGGAAAUAUCUGGAAAACGUUUGGAAAUAAGAAUUUUCUGUCGCUUCCAGCUCUGGAUUUAUUUAUCUGGAUAGUUUGGAAGAGAACCCUGCAAUCAUUUGGGAGUAAAGUCUACAGAGAUCAAUAUAAAGACCGGCUGCCUUCAGACUACAUUUCCCAUGGGGCCGUGCUCAGUCCUGCUCUCUGCUGCAUUAUGGAGCCUCCAGUCAGGGUUUCGGACCUACAGAACCAGUGAGACCCAGCAGAACCUGAGCUGUUGAUUCUUCUGGACCCACUCGUUCCCCUCCCCCACCCGCUGCUGCUGCAGACCCGCCGCCAGCCCGUCCCGCUGUGGGCCGAUCAGAACCAGCGUCUCUGGAAGCGAAGCUGCUGCUGUGUUGUUCUGGGCCCGGUUCUGGCUGCAGGAUGGCGGUUCUGACCGGUCUGCUUGCUGCUCUCCUGCUGGCUCUCAGAACCCAAGCUGCAGGUCAGAACCCGGACCAUGUUCUGCUGGGGACCGGCGUGAACCCGGAGGCGGCGACCGGAGACGACUCCACCGUCGCCCCCGAGGAUCUGCCCCGCUUCCUCAGCUGCUACUGCUCCGGACACUGUCCCGACGACGCCAUCAACAACACCUGCCGAACCAACGGUCAGUGCUUCGCCAUCAUCGAGGAAGACGAUAACGGGGAGAUCCAACUCGCCUCCGGCUGCAUGAAGUACGAAGGCUCCCACUUCCAGUGCAAGGACUCUCCCAACGCUCUGCCCAGGAGGACCAUCGAGUGCUGCAACACCGACUUCUGCAACGAGGACCUGAGGCCCACGCUGCCGCCGCGCGUCUCCGCCGAGACCAGCUCUCAUUGGCUGGCAUUCAUCAUCUCCAUGACGAUCUGCUGCUACCUGAUCUGCCUCUCCAUCGUCUUCUACUACAGGUACAAGUGGCAGACGGAGCGGGAACGUUACCCCAAGGACCUGGAGCAGGAAGUCUUCAUCCGGGGCGCGGAGUCGCUCAAAGACCUGAUCCACCAGUCGCAGAGCUCCGGCAGCGGCUCAGGGCUCCCCCUGCUGGUCCAGCGGACCAUCGCCAAGCAGAUCCAGAUGGUGCGUCAGAUCGGGAAGGGCCACUACGGCGAGGUGUGGCUCGGCCGCUGGAGGGGAGAGAAAGUGGCCGUGAAGGUGUUCUUCACCCGGGAGGAGGCCAGCUGGUUCAGGGAGACGGAGAUCUACCAGACGGUCCUGAUGAGGCACGAGAACAUCCUGGGCUUCAUCGCGGCGGACAUUAAGGGUUCCGGGGCCUUCACGCAGCUCUUCCUCAUCACCGACUACCAUGAGAGCGGCUCGCUGUACGACUUUCUGAAGGUGAACACGCUGGACGCCGCGGCGCUGCUGCGGCUGGCCUACUCUGCCGCCUGCGGCCUCUGCCACCUGCACACCGAGAUCUACGGCACGCAGGGCAAGCCGGCCAUCGCCCACCGGGACCUGAAGAGCAAGAACAUCCUGGUGAAGAAGAACGGCACCUGCUGCAUCGCCGACCUGGGCCUCGCCGUCAAGUUCAACAGCGACACCAGCGAGGUGGACGUCCCUCUGAGCAGCCGGGUCGGAACCAGGCGCUACAUGGCCCCGGAGGUCCUGGACGACAGCCUCAACAAGAACCACUUCCGCUACAUCAUGGCCGACAUGUACAGCUACGGCCUCAUCGUCUGGGAGAUGAGCAGGCGCUGCGUCACGGGAGGGAUGGUGGAGGACUACCAGCUGCCAUACUUCAACAUGGUGACCUCUGAACCCUCCUAUGAGGACAUGCUGGAGGUGGUUUGUGUUAAAGGCCUUCGGCCCUCCGUGUCCAACCGCUGGAACAGCGACGAGUGCCUUCGAGCCAUGCUGAAGCUGAUGUCAGAGUGCUGGGCCCACAACCCCGCCUCCCGCCUCACCAUCCUCAGAGUGAAGAAGACUCUGGCCAAGAUGGUGGAGUCCCAGGACAUGAAGAUCUGAAGCAGAUCCUCGUCUUCCUCCUCCUUCCUCUGCUGCCUCCAGUUUCACCCGACUCACUUAUCCUGGACUGGACCCGACCGGACCGGAGCGGAGCGCUUCUCCCAGGCUGCCUCCUUCAUCUGCAGGAGGAAGAGGAGGAGAAACGGGGAGAUGGGAGGAGCUUCCUCUGGGCGAACGGUGUUCCUCCUCCUCUCUUCCUCGUCUUCAUCCAGAUGAGACAGCGGCUCGGCGCUUUCUGUGAAAGCCAAACGGGACGUAAAAAUCCUGAACUGAGACGAGAUGAGCGGAGAGAAGCAGCCCAGUUCAGAUGCUCCUUGUUCCUCCUGCCAUCCAGGAGUUUAUCUCCAUCUCCCUGCAGCUUCUUCCUGAACCGACUCGGAUCCUCUGAGGAAACUGAAACCUUUUAAUGUCCAGGUCUGCCGUCCCGUUUCUGUCCACUUCCUGUGGGGUACGUGGGGGCGGGGCUUCAGAUGAAGCUCCACCCAUUAUCUGAUCCACAGGAAGUGGCAGGAGUCUGAGAACCAAUCAGAUCAAAGAAUCCUGCAGGUUUUCAUCACAAAGUCAGAAUCAAAUCUGAAAGUUUGAAAUGAGUUGAACUUCAGAGGAACUGGAACCAUCUGCUCCCCUCUGAUGGACGCAUGUUUGAUUCGUCCUCUCUGGGUCCUCCAGCCUCCAGUUUGACCACCACAGACCCUGGAGCUCUAACGAAACCAUCAGGCCCGUUUCAGCCUGGUUCUGCUCCGUUUCACAGAUCAAAUGUCUAAACACUCCAGAAGGUUCUGAUCCCAAUCUGUUUCUGCAGCUCUGCUAACGGUUUCCCUCCACUUCCAGUCUUUGUGCUAAGCUAAGCUAACAGCUCCCUGAAGCUGAAAAUGUGGGACUGUCCCUUUAAGUGGAGCAGCAGGAGGCUGUGGUCGCUGCAGCGCCGUGUAAAAAUAAAAGGCCAGAAUAGGAAGAAGCUCUGGUGUUUCCUGUUGUUCUGUUGUUGUUUGUUGCUGCAUGAGUUUAGCAGGAAAAUGAAAAAACUCUCUUCAUUCUGUCCAGGUCAGCAGUUUGGAAGUAAAGAAGCUGAUUUUAGUCCAAACGCUGCUGGUGGGCUCUUCUUUCAUUCUCAACGUGUUUCCACAAUCAUUUCUUACUGAUUUGUGUUUCUAAAGAUAAAACAUCUCAAAAAGAAAAUGGAAACGUUUCACUGUAAAAUUAGUUUUUCUUUUAGAGUCACUGUUACAUAACGCUCUGCUGUACUGAAAGCAUUUUAAUGAAAUAUUUCAACAGAAACACAAGUCAUGACUCCUAUGAAAUGUUUUUGUGUGAUGGUUGAAUUCCCUCCACAUGGUGCAGAGAGACGCCUGCAGGACUGAGUUUGAUUAGUUAGUAAAAAAUACAUUAAGCAGGAAUAUCUUUAGCUGUUUGAUUUCUGAUAAAUUAUUAUUUUUAAUUAAAUGACGUACUUUGAACCAUUUUAUGGAUAAUAAUGUACACAUUUAACUGCAGCGCAGCAGGAGGUCCUGAAGAAGCAAAACAUCCAGGAAGCAAUAAAAUGACGUCACCAACCGUCA
Messenger RNA from Poeciliopsis prolifica (blackstripe livebearer), 3577 nucleotides. Its product is annotated as bone morphogenetic protein receptor type-1A-like. NCBI's taxonomy places the organism in Eukaryota, Metazoa, Chordata, Actinopteri, Cyprinodontiformes, Poeciliidae. The record is from RefSeq and is a predicted model, not a curated record. Gene Ontology annotation, molecular function: SMAD binding; ATP binding; transforming growth factor beta receptor activity, type I. Gene Ontology annotation, biological process: protein phosphorylation; dorsal/ventral pattern formation; BMP signaling pathway. Gene Ontology annotation, cellular component: plasma membrane; signaling receptor complex.